Trichophyton rubrum CBS 118892 is the source of this 438-nucleotide messenger RNA. RefSeq lists its product as uncharacterized. The coding region runs from base 1 to 438 and encodes 145 amino acids. NCBI's taxonomy places the organism in Eukaryota, Fungi, Ascomycota, Eurotiomycetes, Onygenales, Arthrodermataceae. The transcript is spliced from 2 exons. The record is from RefSeq and is a predicted model, not a curated record.
AUGUCGUUCAAAAGGAUAUUAUCGUCGCUUCCUGCGAUACAAUCUCGGACUACCGUACGGCUUCGCCCUGCACCCAGAGAAUGGUUUUGCCCCAAUUUCCCCACCGCCCACCUGAGUAGUUGGCGUGGCUCUGGCACCGAGGACCAAAGUGUGAACCGCGUGAAGAAAGGGGACACCACGGAUCCGCAAACUGAAGCCACCAGGUCGGGCCUUAAGGAGAAAGAGGAAAAGAAAGGCUUACAUGACUUGUCGAAAAGCCAAUCCACGACAGAGAAGGACCAGCAGAAGUCAACAAGCAAAACAGAGGAGGAAUUUCCCAAGGCACCGAAACCGGUAAUUGGAAUGACGGACGAACGGGGCGAGGUCAGUACUAAAGGGUGCAUAAGUAUGGUCCACCGGGAGCAGGAAUUAGAGGAUCUGGAGAUAUUCCCGGUCUAG